CGACUAUUAUUUCACAUCUCCUCUUCCACUGCUAACCACACCGACCAAGCCGCAAGUCUUGACCAAAUCGUACCGGAAACGGCGCGUCUUGUUUUGAAGUCGAACGCCAUGACUGAGAGCAACUUUCUGGACGACGACAUCUACCUUCACCUGUCGCACCGCCCACGCUACAUUCUCAACGGUGUAAUCUCAAUUGACGAUUCUACGAAGCCAGCGUCUACAAUCAUUCAACGCGAAUGUCGAUCUUCUCUAGGACAGCUUGACAACCUACCUCUUGAAAUUCUACACGAGUCUCUCACAUACUUGGAUCUCCAGUCCCUAUGGCGCCUAUCUCGUGUCUCCCUGCGCGGCAAAGCUAUUGUUGAAUCUCUCCGUGAACAUAGAAACCUCGUCACAUCCGCAGGUUAUACCUUCGAGAUCCUGAAUCGGGCGAGAAUCCUUGGCCUACACUCUGUUACUACGCUUUAUGCAGCCCUAUACUCUAAGCGAUGCAUAUCCUGCGACGCAUAUGGGCCAUUCCUACUUCUGCUCUCUGCUGAGCGGUGCUGUUUUGGAUGUCUGGCAGUUAACCAAUCUCUCUGGAUGAUCUCAUUACCGUUAGUUGGGGAGUGCUUCGGCCUCACAAAGCAGCAAUUGAGGGCUCUGCCUAUCAUGAGGAGCAUUCCCGGGAAGUAUCGCGUCGCACACAGCGUAUCCCACCAACGAUCAAUAAGGCUCACCACUGUUAAAGCCGCAAAAGAACUAGCUCUCAAGGUGCAUGGGUCACUUGAGGCAUUGGCGACGAAAUUCCCUUUGGACGCCCGGAAUAUUGCAACUGUCAAUAAGCUCGACACGUUGACAUGGUAUCGACAAGCGGAGUUGCGUCCACUUUCGCAUGACCCUCUUACAAUAAAAGAUGUGGGAAUCAGACCUCGUGAUAACUUCUGCGGUAUGGGUGCCAUACCAUUUCCAUCACUGCUCAAAAACGGUACUGAGCAGGGCCUCUGGUGCCGAGGAUGUGAAUUCACCUAUAAAACAGGAGUUGCGAUAGAAGAGAUGGACCCUAGCACGUUAUCUGGUUUGGUACCCCAAGGUUGCGAUGCUGAUCAAUUUCUAUUAAGAAUCCAGUACCGCGCUUGGUCCAAAGCAGACUUUCUCCAGCACGCGAAGCACUGUCAUUCCACAGCUGCGGUUAUUUCCCAGAAGUGGAUAGGCUCGACAUAGGAAGGAUAGAUUAAUCAAUCAAUCAAAUGUAUUGCAUUACUCUCCAUGAUCGGCAACCCG
Mytilinidion resinicola is the source of this 1263-nucleotide messenger RNA. RefSeq lists its product as uncharacterized. The coding region runs from base 109 to 1203 and encodes 364 amino acids. The record is from RefSeq and is a predicted model, not a curated record. The transcript has a single exon. Gene Ontology annotation, molecular function: protein binding. Lineage: Eukaryota; Fungi; Ascomycota; Dothideomycetes; Mytilinidiales; Mytilinidiaceae.